Messenger RNA from Hippocampus comes (tiger tail seahorse), 3518 nucleotides. It is a transcript of the gene fbln1, whose product is annotated as fibulin 1. Gene Ontology annotation, cellular component: extracellular region. Lineage: Eukaryota; Metazoa; Chordata; Actinopteri; Syngnathiformes; Syngnathidae. Gene Ontology annotation, molecular function: calcium ion binding; peptidase activator activity. Gene Ontology annotation, biological process: extracellular matrix organization. The transcript has 15 exons. The record is from RefSeq and is a predicted model, not a curated record. The coding region runs from base 304 to 2337 and encodes 677 amino acids.
CAAGCUGGUGCAGCAGAAGAAGGAUAGAAGUGGAGUGGAGAGGAGUCGAGUGGGUGUGUGGGUCCAGCCCGCCUGUGACGGUUCACGCAGUCAUUUAGUCGAGGCUCACUCCUGCAGACAGGCAAAGCUGCACUGCAUCACUCCUUUGCUGUCUUCUUCAGAGCCAGUCAGUCUUUAUUUUUUGUUAUUAUUAUUAGUUUUGUAAAGGACCACCCGCAUUUAUUUUUUCUUUUUUUUCCAAAGUUAAACUUCACAUUUUGAACCAAUUGAAUAGCACGUGUGCGGAUCUUUGCUUCUCACCUCAUGGGGCUGUGGAUUGUUGUGCUCACUUCAGUGCUGGGAGUCCUGCUUGUUCAAGGAGUGCCGCAGAUCUCGAUAGAGGACUGCUGCAAAGACGGCCAAAACCGCGGCAACGAUAACCAAGCCUGUUCCACCCUGCCGCUCAUCUCCGAGUCUCCGACGUGCAGGACGGUGCAAGAGCAAUGCUGCGUUGCAGUGCUCGAAGACAACAUGUGCACCACCGGCAUUACUGUGGCCAAAGAGCAAGGAGCAUGUGAUUCCUUGUUCUCCAACACCUGCGAGACCAAGACCACCAAGAUGUGCUGCGACUGCUGCCUCCUGGGGAAGACGGGCCAGGAGCAGGGUCUUCCUUGCGACCACAGCCUGUCUUUAGGCUACCAGUGCGGCCUGGUGUAUCGUGCCUGCUGUGUGGACGGAGUGCCAGACAAUCAGACGGCGCCCGCGGGGCAGACCGAACUGCCGAACAAAGACGGAACACCGGACACCGGAGACAACUCAGUAUUAAGUGAUGAGUGUAAUGGUAAAUGCGCUCAUAAUUGUGUGAGUAAUGAUACCUGCGGUUGCUUCAAAGGCUACAAACUGAAGCCGGAUGGAAUGAACUGUGAGGACAUCAACGAGUGUUUGCUGGGCGCCAGCAACUGCCGAUUGGGCGAGCGCUGCAUCAACACCGAGGGUUCGUUCCGCUGCCAGCGAGAGGUCAGCUGCGGAACCGGCUACGAACUGACGGACGCCAACAACUGCAAAGACAUUGACGAGUGCGAGACCAACAUCCAUAACUGCGGCCGAGAGCUUGAAUGCCAAAACACCCAGGGGUCAUUCCGUUGUCUCCCCAAGGUCAAAUGCGGUGCCGGUUUUAUUCAGGAUGCACUGGGAAACUGCAUUGAUAUCAAUGAAUGUGUGAGCCAGACGGGCCCGUGCCAAAGGGGGCAGCUGUGCAUCAACACAGUGGGCUCGUAUACGUGCCAGAGGAACUCCGUCAACUGCGGAAGGGGCUACCACCUCAAUGACGACGGCACACGCUGCGUUGACAUUGAUGAGUGCAAAGGUCCCGAACCGGUGUGCGCGGGUCACGGCUGCAUCAACACAAUGGGUUCCUACCACUGCCAGUGCGACAACGGCUACAACUUCAACAGCAUCAGUCGCCUGUGUGAAGAUCUGAACGAAUGCAGGCACUUUCCCGGACGCCUCUGUGCACACAAGUGUGACAACACGCCAGGGUCCUACAAGUGCAGCUGCACCACUGGCUUCAAGCUGUCCAGGGAUAACAGGAACUGUGAUGAUUUAAACGAGUGCGAGAGUAACCCGUGCAGCCAAGAAUGCGCCAACGUGUACGGCUCGUACCAGUGCUACUGUCGCCGCGGUUACCAGCUCAGCGACACGGACGGCGUGACGUGCGAAGACAUAGACGAAUGUGCCCUGCCUACUGGGGGGCACAUCUGCUCCUACCGUUGCCACAACACACCCGGAAGCUUCCAUUGUUCCUGCCCCGUUAGCGGCUACACCUUAGCACCCAACGGACGCAGCUGCCAAGACAUUGAUGAAUGUGUGGCAGGGACGCACACGUGCGCAGAGAACCAGAGUUGCUUCAAUGUGCAGGGUGGAUUCCGUUGCCUGUCCUUUGAUUGUCCGAACAACUACCGCAAGGUCGGGGAAACUCGAUGUGAACGCUUGCUUUGCAAUGAGUCUGUCGAGUGCCUGGCCAUGCCGCUGAGAAUAACCUACUACCACCUCACCUUCCCCACCAACAUCCCUGUCUUCACCAACAUCUUCCGCAUGGGCCCCUCCCACAUGGUGCCGGGCGACGACAUCGGCAUCGCCAUCACCUCGGGUAACGAGGGCGGCUUCUUCAAGGCGGAGCAAGUCGCCGGCGGCGGCGUCAUGUCCGUGGCGCGGCUCUUCGACAGCCCGCGGGACUUUGAGCUGUCCGUGGAGCUGGGACUGCGUCGCUACGGCACGCUCAGCACGUACCUGGCCAAAGUGCUGGUGUUCGUCACCGAGGACGAGCCCCGCGUCGUUUACGACCCGCAGCUCGAAUGAGAACCGCGGCUCGCUUGUGACGUCUCAUCGUUAAUGCCCAGUAGUCGGAGAAUUAAGUCAUGUUCCUAGAAUAUGAAUACGAUAUCACUUGGACGAGAACUAGUAUAAAGCCGGAAUAUGACAGACAGAAUGGGGUUAUGAUAUUUAAAAACAAAACCAAAAAAAAAAAAAAAAAAAAAGUCUCAAUUUUAAGAAAUGGUUGUAGUUUGCCAGAAAAAAAGUUUUUAAUCUUACAAGAAUAAAGCCAGUUUUCUGAGAAAAAAAAAAAAAAACGUUGAAAGAAUAAAGCUGAAAUGUUAUGAGAAUAAAUUAAUGAUAUUUUGCGGGAAGUUGGCACACUUACCAGAAUGAAGUUGUCAUUUUACGAGGAUGAAGUCUUCAUUUUAAGGGCAGAGUUGUAAAAAGACAAUCAAAAGUUUACAUUUUCUAAGUCAGAAGUUUUGGGGAACAACGUCUUUCGAUAAAGAGAAAAAAUUUACAAUUUUCCAAGAAUGAACUGCUUGCUUUUAACAAAAUAAAGCAUUGUAUGAAAAUCGAGUUGUAAUUUUACGAGAACAAAGUCAAAACAUGAUGAGAGAAAAUUGCAGUUUUGAGGAUUUUUUUAAACUUAUUUUUAGGGAGUGGGUAAAUUCCUAAUAAAAGCAGAAAAAAACCUACUGAUACUCCCAUUAUCGAACAACUAUUCCCCCAUUAUCGAACAACUGUUCCCUUAGGGUAUGACUUUUUCUCCCCUUUAAUUUUUUAUUUGAAAUUGUUCAGUUUCAUCACCAAAGUAUCAAUGAAAACUGAGCAUUAUUUUCUUUGUAAAGGCAAAUUUAGAUACAAAACAGCUCUUGCAGUGCACCUCAUUGGAUCGUUUACUUAACAGAGUGUCCAAGUGUUUUGAGGGCAUACAGUACUUUGGUUUUUAAUCGAGUGACGAUAACUCACCACUUGCCGCAAGAUGUCGUCGAUCCACAUGGUGGCGUCCUUUUAAAAUCAACCACUUGAAUGCAUCAUGUCGCUGGAAGCAGGGCACCAAAGUAGCAGCUAGGUGGCGCACUAGGUCAGGGUAAAAUCCUAAAAGCGGUUGGCCCUGUUGAGUGAAAGUGCACAAGUGCUUUGUGGUGACAUCGGAUUAAAUUCAACACAGCUAAGUGUACCGACGAGGUAAAAUGACAAGACAUCAUCGCUCAUCAUGU